Messenger RNA from Phycomyces blakesleeanus NRRL 1555(-), 792 nucleotides. RefSeq lists its product as hypothetical. NCBI's taxonomy places the organism in Eukaryota, Fungi, Mucoromycota, Mucoromycetes, Mucorales, Phycomycetaceae. Bases 1 to 792 code for a protein of 263 amino acids. The record is from RefSeq and is a predicted model, not a curated record. The transcript has 6 exons.
AUGACAUUUUUUCCAGCUAUCAAUAAGUUUCACAUGAACAAGAUCUUAAAAUCAAUGAGACAUGCAGAUCAAGAAACAUAUUGCUGGUGGACAAUUGAUUGCCUCAACUUGAUGGAUGAAAAGACUGGAGAGCAUAGCUUCACGGCUCAUUAUCACAUCAUCAAAUCAACAUUUGAGAUACUUGUGAACGCCCUCAGAAAUACUGCAGCAUAUGCAAGGUCUGAUCGUGAGCAAGAUAAUGUCUGCAGUGUUUCCAGCAGUAAUACAGAUCUUAAUCAUUUGAAGGAUGUUGUUGGAGCCAUUGAUGACAAGCUUAUACAAAUUCAAAAGCCAAGCAUAGAUGGAAGCUUUUGUGAUGCUAGAGUCUUUAAACUAGGUCAGCUCAUGACUCUGUUUUCUAGCAGAGGCACUACCCUUCUACAAGCAACACAAGGAAGAAGAGAAAGGAGAGUAACAAGAGCAACACGAGUAGCAAGACCAGAAAGAGUAAUCACAGAAACGAGAGAAGUGAUAGCAGCUUUUAUCACGUCUUGUUGUAUUCUACACAAUCUGUAUAUUGAUAAUGGAGACUAUAUUACUGCAAACCCAAAGGAUGAUGCAGAUAUUUAUAGAUUCCUAGAUAUCUAUGUAAAUGAUGAGAUAUCUUUAUCAGUUGGGCCACUGAAUGAUACUGAUGUUUCCCAACAUUUUAUUUCGAACGACUUUCCCACUGAAUUAAGCCUCAAUAAUUGUUUGAGGCAGCUGAAAGAGCAUGGAAAAAUAAAAAGAAAUGAAGUUAUGUACAGCUUGUAA